Molecule: messenger RNA, 1268 nt
Organism: Musca domestica (house fly)
Lineage: Eukaryota; Metazoa; Arthropoda; Insecta; Diptera; Muscidae
Gene: G6P
Product: glucose-6-phosphatase 2
Exons: 5
Coding region: 141-1172 (343 amino acids)
Biological process (GO): gluconeogenesis; glucose 6-phosphate metabolic process
Cellular component (GO): membrane
Molecular function (GO): glucose-6-phosphatase activity
Source: RefSeq, a predicted model, not a curated record
CACUAACAUAACUAAUGCGCAUACUCUCGAAGACCACAUUUAUAGGGUGGUAAAAUGGACUCCUUUUCCAUUCCAUACAAUUAUAUAUUCUGCAGUAAUGAAAACCGCUACUAAAUAAAAACAAAGUGUUACACAAAACAAUGGAUAUACUUCCGCUCAAUUUGACGCAUUUAUAUGAAUUAGAAAUAACUCUCAAUCGCAAUGUUCAAAAGCAAAUGCGCUUUACCGAACAAUGGCUAAGAGACAUAAAUACCUACCUGGAUCCACAAAUGGUAAUGGACGCUUGGCUGCCAUUGUUUGGAGCAUUCAGUCACAAAUUGUUGGUACGUUUGGCAGUCUCGGCUAGUAUCCUUAAUGUUGUCACUUCCCUGUUUAAAUGGAUUUGUCCAGAGUACCGACCAAUUUGGUGGCUGCGUGAAUUCGAAAGCAAAUACAAAUUCCGUGGUUUUAACUUGGACGCAAAUACCUGUGACACAAGUGCCGGCUUUCCUUCGAGUCAUGCGGUUACCUUUACCACCUUUGCCUUUAUAUUGUUCCAUUGGCUGUUGGUAAAACUGGGCAAAUGCUGUAACAUGAGUAAUUUUGAAAAGUAUAUUUUGAUAUAUGGGUUUGUUUCACUGCCUUUGGGAUUGUUGUGGACUGGACGUUUAUAUUUCCUUACGGAAUUCCUGCAUCAAUGCAUUGGUGGUAGCUUAUUUGCUUUGCUUGGCGUUCAUUUUUUUAAUCGAUAUUCAGCGCUGUUGUUGAAAUUGCAUAAAUGGAGUACUGUUGUGUGGGUGAUGGUGCUGGGAAUGUUACCUGCGGCAGUAUACUUUGCUAUGAUAUAUCUGGUGGAUAUGGAUCCGCAUUGGUCAGUGAGAAUGGCUUUCAAGUGGUGUUCGGAGGUGACAUUGAUGCGUCAUGAGGCUGGCCCCAUUUAUGUACUAUUUCGUGAUUUUGGAUAUUUGUUAGGCGUUGCAUUAUCAUGUCCCCUGCUACAUAAUUACAAAAACAACAACGGCAGCCUUUACAAACGUCUACCGGCCACUGCCAUUGUGAUGUUUCUAAAUUUUACAGCUCUACGAAAUACUCCGAAACAUAUGGGUCGUUGGAUAUUUCUCGUUUAUGAAUUAGUUCGUAAUUGCAUACAUUCGUAUACAUUGUUAACGAUUUUCCCUAAAAUUUCCAAGUAAAUUUUUUGUUAAAUUCAAAGUAGUUAAGUAUUUAGAAAUAUAGAGUACAUACUUUUAGCAUUGUUUGAUAAUAAAAUUAGCAACAUUUAACGUUUA